AUGACAGAGUAUCCGACAGCGCUACGCGUGGCGCAAGCCGUCGGCAUCAGUGGGUCCAUUUGGCUUUCCGGAAAUAUCUGCGGUCUCUCAGCCAUCGCCAUACCCGUAUUCUUCCGCUCCAGACGAGAACACGGGGAAAAAGAUGAUAUCCCGCAGACGAAGCUAGCCCGGCAGUGGCAGUACUUCUACGACCACGGAAAAGCACAGAACCCGCCUAUCGCUGCUGUUACUGCAUGUGCGUAUGCGUAUUUGGGCUGGGCUGUUGCUUCGCGGAGCGAGCUAUUUUCUCGGUUUGCUGGGGCGAACACAGGACUUUUUUAUCGGCUUGCGGGGUUCUUGACUCUGGGGAUUAUGCCGUGGACGUUGGGGUUUAUGAUGCCGACGAAUUAUAAGCUCACGGAGAUUGCCCAGGGUUUGGAUGGGAAGGAGGUUAGUGAUGAGGAGUUUGAUGGGUUGUUGAGUUACUGGCAGGUAACUAAUGCUAUUCGGGGGUUGUUUCCGCUUGCUGGGGGCGUUUUGGGACUUUUGACUGCAUUGUUAUAG
Messenger RNA from Aspergillus chevalieri, 543 nucleotides. Its product is annotated as DUF1772 domain-containing protein. The coding region runs from base 1 to 543 and encodes 180 amino acids. The record is from RefSeq and is a predicted model, not a curated record. The transcript has 2 exons. NCBI's taxonomy places the organism in Eukaryota, Fungi, Ascomycota, Eurotiomycetes, Eurotiales, Aspergillaceae.